AUGGCUGAAUCCCUCGCUUAUAUCCGUCAACACGCCGCUUUUCCUCCUACCCUUGACUCCAAAGAGGAUCAAAACUCUGUGGGAAAGUGUCCUGUGCCAGAUUCCACAAUUGAAGCCCAGCGCGCCAAAGUAGAUGCUGCCCUAGGACAAGACCAUCCCCUCCGCAAUAACCUCCGUCUAUGUCUCCUGGACGGCUUCCUUCUUUACUCACCCUCUAUGGCGGCUGUGAAGCCUAAUUUAGACAUCAAACUCUUUCUGAGAACGACGUACGCAAAAGCAAAGGCGAGAAGAGAGGCUAGAGAUGGAUACGUCACUCUUGAAGGCUUCUGGGCUGAUCCUCCGGGUUACGUGGAUAAGAUCGUUUGGCCCAAUUAUGUCGAAGAACAUGCUUGGAUGUUUGAAGAUGGUGAUGUGGAAGGAAAGUUUAAGAAGGAUGUUUUGGAUAAGGAGGGGAUCAAGGUGCAGAGUGAUGGGGGUGCUGAUGGAAACAUUGAAAAGACAUUUGAGUGGACAGUCGACACUAUCUUGGAAGAGCUCAAAAAACAAGUUUAG
Fusarium poae is the source of this 552-nucleotide messenger RNA. RefSeq lists its product as uncharacterized. The transcript has 2 exons. Lineage: Eukaryota; Fungi; Ascomycota; Sordariomycetes; Hypocreales; Nectriaceae. The coding region runs from base 1 to 552 and encodes 183 amino acids. The record is from RefSeq and is a predicted model, not a curated record.